This is a messenger RNA of Drosophila montana, 631 nucleotides long. RefSeq names its product Small ubiquitin like modifier (gene Sumo). Gene Ontology annotation, biological process: protein sumoylation. The transcript is spliced from 2 exons. Gene Ontology annotation, molecular function: protein tag activity; ubiquitin-like protein ligase binding. NCBI's taxonomy places the organism in Eukaryota, Metazoa, Arthropoda, Insecta, Diptera, Drosophilidae. Gene Ontology annotation, cellular component: nucleus. The record is from RefSeq and is a predicted model, not a curated record. The coding region runs from base 233 to 505 and encodes 90 amino acids.
CGGCGUCGUGGUAAUUUUUAGUGCAUUAUCUUGCUGAUAAUUUUUUCGCCGUGCGAAUAGGGAGACACUCAAAAUACAACCAUUUUUUGGCGUGUGUGUAGCUAGCGCAAGCCGCUUGGUAAUCUUAAAAGAAGGAAGCGAGUGGUGAAACGUAUUCAAAACACGCACGCCCGGCAUCAUUGCAUUUUACAUUUGUGAAUAUCGUCAAGCGCGUACAUAGCGAAAAAAAAACAUGUCUGACGAAAAGAAGGGAGGCGAAACCGAGCACAUCAAUCUGAAAGUACUUGGACAGGAUAAUGCGGUGGUCCAAUUUAAAAUUAAGAAACACACACCUUUGCGAAAGCUGAUGAAUGCCUACUGUGACCGUGCCGGACUUUCCAUGCAGGUGGUACGCUUCCGUUUUGACGGUCAGCCUAUCAAUGAGAACGACACUCCGACCUCGCUUGAGAUGGAGGAGGGCGAUACUAUUGAGGUGUACCAGCAGCAGACCGGCGGUGUUUAUUAAUUAUAUACUUGUAUGAAUGUAGUUAAGCUAGUUACUCUUCAUUUUAACGACAACAACAAAAACAGCAGCAGCAACAACAAUUAAGCGAGCAUUAUUCUACAUAAAUAAACAAAAGAAAAAUAUCAA